AUGACACUUACUCCCCUUGCUCAGCGAGCAAAACUACUAAAAAAGUCUAUUUCAUGGGAAAUUUACUCCAUUUAGCUUGAGAAAGAAAAUUUUAUACAAGUAAUAAUAUAUUAUGAUAAUCAGCUAAUAAUAUUAAAUUUUAAACUGCUUGCCUCUAAAAUAUUAAUAUAUAAAUUAAAUUCUUACCAUCUGUGUUUUUAAAAUAAAAAAAAUAUUUUAAAUAGAAUUUUUAUAUAUAAUAUAAAAAUAAAACUAACUACCUUUAGCUUUUGCUCGUUAAUCAAAAAGUUGGGGAAUUAGGAAACCAAAAAUCGAUGAAUGAGGAGUUAUUUUAGAAAAGCAGCUGGAACUCAAUAAAAUUCAUGAAAUUGAUGAAAAAGCAAGACAAGCCCAUGAAAAGGAAUUUCUGCGAAGAGAGCUGGAUUAUCAACAAUCCCUUAAGGAAGCUCAAAAAAGACAAAAAUUGAACUUGAUUGCUAGCUCGCUCACGGAGAGAGGCUAUUUUUUUUAAAAGAAUCAUAAAUAAAAUUUACAGUAAAAUUGUUAAUCGAAAUAUUUAAAUCAUAUAUUAAUUUAAUUUGUAAAAAUUAUGUUUUAAAAUGAUAGCUGUUUAAAUUAAGCAGAUUGAGUUUGUGAUCUCAUAAUAAUAACAUAUAUAUCAAAAUAUUUAUUAAUAAAAAAAAAGUUUUUGUUCACUUAUGGAGGAUUAGUUUUUUACCCAAAAAAUAUGGAUUUUUCCAAUGGUUUUGCUCGCUCACGAUGGGGGAGUAAGGACUAUGAAGAUGUCCAAGAAAGAACAAAUUGGUUUAGGAGGCAGGAUUUAAUUAAACGAGAACAAGAACGCAUGCAAAAAAGCGAAAUCGCUGAAAAUUUAUUAAACCAUCAUUCCUUUAUUAAGCAACGUGAAGCAGAAGAACGUAAGCAAAAGUAUCUCGAAGAAUUAGAGCAGGCUAAAAUAGCCAGGCAGAAUAUUGAAAUUGAUGAACAAAGAAAAAUUGCCCAAAAAAUCCAACUAAAUAGGUAGCAGCAUAUUAAUAAAAUGGCUAGCCGUAAUUAGUUCUCUUACAUUAUCCGGGGCCCGGAAAAAAACCUGCCCACGACUCACCCUUAUUGAGUUUUAUUAAAAUUGCAGAAUCUAUCUGUUCUUCUGGCUUGUCUCCAGGUCUCCGCUUCAGCAUCCCUUCAUAAAAACUCUGCCCACUCGGAAGGGCAUUGCUACGUCCUGGUUGGGCAUUCCUUAAGUACCUCAAGGAACUCAUGCUUGUACGAAGCAAUUUCCGACAUUCUAAAGACUAUUAGAGACAGGCGUAUUCAAAUCAAAUCCUCGAUAAGUCUCUCUCUUGCCUCUCUGUAUCGUGCAUAUGCCCUGGCCUCGCCAUCGACUACUCCACAGGUAGAGCAGUUUGGAUUGUCUGUCAGUCUUCGUAUGUAGAUGUUUCAAGCAUUCGAGUUAAUGAUGUGAACCCAAAUAGGAUGUCAUCCACGCUAGCGUCCAGAAACUGUGGGGGCCAACCUGGCGUGCAUUGGGAUAUGCUUCUAUUUCCUCAUAUCGGACAUGCUGAAAAAGUAACUAAGGAAUAGGGAGCAGCAAAUGAUUCGGCAGCUACAAGAGGAGCAAGCCAAGGAAAGGAAACAAAUUGAUAUGAAUGAGAAGCAGCGUGAGAUGGAGCUAAUAAUGCAGAGAAAAGAAAGAGACGAUAAAAGAGAAAGAGAAUACAAGCAGCACUAUCAACAUAUAUAUGAAGAUCAACUCAAUAAAGCAAUACGAUUUUCCUCAGUCAUUGCAAAAGAAAUGCAAAAAGACAGUCAAAUUGAUAAUUGAAUUGAGAAAGGCGUUGAAAACUAUCAGCAAAAAUUAGCUGAAAAAGAAGCCUAUGAAAGAGAAGUAAAAGAAAGAAACGCAAAAGCAGUGAAAGAUAUGCUGAGAAAUCAAAUUGAACAAAAGGAGUCGCAAAAACGAAAAGAGAUGGAAGAAUACAGAAAAGAGCAGGAAGAACUCAACAAAAGAGUCGAAUUCAGCAGAAUGCUGGAAGAAGAAAGAGAGCGCCAAAAGUUCAUGCAGAAGCAGGAUUAUGUAGAUCAAUUGCUUAGACAGACUAAGGCUGAAGAAGAUUCAAAAGCCUACACUUUCAAGCUUUCAGACCAUGAAAAGCUGUUAAAUAAAAAUUUGCUUGAUGAAGCAAUUCUUAGCAGGAGGUUCAAAAGAGGAGCUGAUGAAAUUGUGAAAGGGCGAUCUCCUUCGCAGUCAUUAGAAGAAACCAAUCCCAGAAAAAUCCUUGCAUAUGAGUACAAUGCGCCUAUAAUUGGUGAAACUCAGAGCUUAAGACACAGAGGAAACAAUUAUAAAAGGAUAAACCCAAUUACUGGGAUUGAAUAUGGAUAUGAACUCCCUAAAUCCUCGUUAAACAACUCAUUACUGUGGUAA
This is a messenger RNA of Blepharisma stoltei, 2425 nucleotides long. The record is from the annotation of a GenBank genome assembly. NCBI's taxonomy places the organism in Eukaryota, Ciliophora, Heterotrichea, Heterotrichida, Blepharismidae.